Messenger RNA from Quercus robur (English oak), 363 nucleotides. RefSeq lists its product as uncharacterized. The transcript has 2 exons. The record is from RefSeq and is a predicted model, not a curated record. NCBI's taxonomy places the organism in Eukaryota, Viridiplantae, Streptophyta, Magnoliopsida, Fagales, Fagaceae. The coding region runs from base 1 to 363 and encodes 120 amino acids.
AUGAAGAAAGCGUACCUCAGUUAUCAAUUGCGCAGUGCAACAAAUACCCAUAUUGAGCUCACCAACUACGGUUUCCCAGUCAAACUCUUACCCUCCUCAGUCCAUGGCUACUCCAUAAACAAGACCUCCGGUGACUUCUCUGUCGAGGUCGGCGGUGACUGCAAGAUCACUCUCCUACCGGACAACUACCUCGCCACCUAUUCUAAGACAGUCAGGGGAAAGAUCGUUUCGGGUAAGAUAGCUGAGCUUGACGGGAUUCGGGUCUGUGCAUUGUUUAAAUGGUGGUCCAUCACCGGGAUCCAAUCCACCGGCGAAGACUUGGUGUUUGAGGUCAGCAUGGUCACCGUCAAGGCUCAGAUCUGA